Hymenoscyphus albidus is the source of this 5577-nucleotide messenger RNA. The record is from the annotation of a GenBank genome assembly. NCBI's taxonomy places the organism in Eukaryota, Fungi, Ascomycota, Leotiomycetes, Helotiales, Helotiaceae.
AUGGCCAGCUUCGGCAGCUACCUCAUCCCCCGCGUCGUAAAGGGCCUCUUUAGCUCAUCACAAGCUGGCCCGGUAGAGAAAGAUCGCAUCCCUGAUUCCUCCUUUACUGCAUCCACACCUUCUCGAAUCCCGCUCCCGGUUUCGAAACUGAAUUCUCCUAGGAAUGGUGCGAUGAGCGGGGAGAGGGUUGAUGGUGAAGGGGAUGUAGAUAUGCAUCGCGACUCUGGAGAUGAGCAAGUCCCCGAACCGGAAUCCGUGAAGCGGAAGAAGAAGAAAAAGAGAAUCUCGAAAGGGAAAGAGGUUGAAGAUACGCAGAUGGGUACUGAGGAGGUUGUUAGGGUUGAGCCGCCGCCUAUACUACCUGGUCAUACGAGUACGGGCAAGAAACGGGUUUCGCAAGCUGGGGUGGGUGCUGUGCAGGAGGAAGCUGUGGCCGAUGAGACGCCUGUGAAAGCUGCGCAACCGAAGGAGCGGAGUAAAGGGCAGAAGAGAGCUUCGAAGGGUGGGGAGGAGGAAUUGGUGGACGGCACGACAGUUGCGAUGAAUGGUCAUUCACAAAAUAGCGGCAUGACGAAUGGUGCUCUGGGACUGGAAGGAGCUAGAACUGAGCCUGAGAUUGAUGACACGCCUACAGUCAAGAAGCCGAAGAGGUCAAAGAAGAAAUCAUUACCGGUGGUGGAGGUGGAAUCAGAGAUUCAAGACGCAGAGGAUGUUGUUAUGGAUGAUGCACCAGCAACCCAAAAAGGCAAGAAGCCCAGAAAGAAGUCGUUACUCUCAAUGGAGGUCGGAUCCGAAAUCCAAGAAGAGGAUGCUGUUAUGGAUCCGCCUGCAACGAAAAACGCAAAGCAGCCAAAAAAGAAGUCUUCGCCUGUCGUUGAAGUAGGACCACCUGAAGAGGAUGAAGGUCCAAUAGAUGAUCCACCAGCACCUCGCGCGAACGGCAAGGCACGCGCCCCAAAGAAAUCUAAGGCAAAGGUUAAUAUCACGGACACGAGAGCCCCGGGUCCUGAGGGAGUUGAACCUGCGGUUGAAGAUAUUCAAGUUACGUCGAACUCCGAAAAGAAGAGGACGAAAUCUACGAAGACCUCUGUGGCCAUAGAAGAGAAAUACGACCAACAACCAGAACCUGAAGACGAAGAAGAUGGCUCUACACCCAAACACCCCUCUGCAAAGGCGCUCGGAAAACGAAAAGCCACGGAGCCAAUCUCACAGAAGGUCCCGAAGAAGCGUAAGGGCUCGGCCGAGCAGAGAAGGAGCUCUGGUGUUAGUUUGUUGGACCUUGGAUUUACGCAAGAGCGUUCUUCUCCAGUUGAGAGGCCAUUAUUUGUGGAUGAAUCAGUACAAUCCUCAAAGAACUUGGCCGACAUAACUUCCACAGAGGCCGCCGAGGAACAGGAGCCACCAACAGAGCCCAAAGCUGCCAAGUCAAAUACAAGACGAAAGUCAAAGGCCAAGACCCCAAUCAUACCCGGAUCUAGUCGACCAUCUACUGCUACCGGCAAGAAAAAAGCACCUCAGUAUACACGAGCAAAGAAAACUGUGAAUUCUGCCAACCGUGACGCAGGCCGCUCCGACGAAGAAGAUGCCGACUCGGAUGAUUCUCUAGCAGCAAUCCCCCAACCUACAAAAUCCAGCCCGAAGAAGAAACGUCGAUUACUGGUGGAUGACGACGACGAACCAGGUCCUUCAAGUGUGAAAUCUAAGAGAUCAUCCCAAGUUCCCGCGGAAAAAACACCAAAAGAGGAAAACGAAAAGCCACAGCGAAAGGGCAAAAUCACCGACGAAGAUCUUCAGUCCAUUUUGGAUGCUGUGAAUCUGUAUCGGGAUAUGCAUGAUCUUACCGAUUACCAAAUGGCCGAAGUAAUCCAACAGACUGGAGAACUCUCCGACGAGCACAAAUCUUUCUGGAAAGAAAUACGGGGGGCUGUUCCUAAGCUUCCCAAUCGCAAGGUUUAUGAAACAUGUCGACGUCGAUUCCACAAUUUUGAAGCUCGUGGCUCUUGGACUGAAGAGCAAGAUGAGGAUCUCAAAAGAGCUUAUGAGAAACAUCCUCAAAAGUGGAAAGUGAUUGGUGGCAUAAUCAAUCGAUUUCCUGAAGAUGCUAGAGAUCGGUGGAGAAACUAUUUGGUUUGCGGUGACAAGCUCCGAAAGAAUGUCUGGGACAAGGAAGAAGAGGACAAACUUCGGGCAGUGGUCGCUGAGUGCAUCGAGGUUCUCAAGAAGGCACAGGGAAAGGGCGAUCGAAAGAAACCACUCCAGUACUGGGAAGAUCGGAUAGAGUGGUCUAUUGUCAGUGCAAAGAUGAACUUGGAGCGAAGUCGUUUGCAAUGUAUUGCCAAAUGGAAGCAAAUAAAAGACCGCGGCGACUCUGAAGAUGAACACCUCCACGAGAUUAGUCAGUCAGAAUGGCGAGAGGCAGAGGCAACUCGCAUAGCUCAAGAUAUGGGUGCUGCUGAAGUUCUUAGACUGCUUCGACUGAUUCGCGAUAGUGGUGCUGGGAAAGAAAACAAUAUCCCUUGGGUUCUCAUUGUAGAGGAACUGGGCGUGGCCGGCAAGAAUAGACGUAUGGCUUACAAGGUUUGCUUGCGGAAGCUUAGAGCCAAGAUUCCCAAUGGCGAAGACAUGAAAUUUCGGGAAGCUGUGGAGUCUUUGAUUAAUGUGUUUGAAGCUGUUCAUCCUCGUUACCCGGAAGCCUAUAGAGACCACGAGGUACUCAAGGAGGUUAAGAGAAGAAACCGACCUUCGAAAAAGACUAUGGAGGGCGAGGAGACGGAUGCUGAUCCAACAGACCAGGUCCUGCAAGAAGCCGCGGGAGACAAUGGAGAGGGAUCAAGCAAGCAAAAGACAACGAAAAGCAAACCUGUAGAGGUUCCACGAAAGGGUGGCAAAUCUACAUCGCGCGACCCCCCGGCAUCUGAUGACGAGGAACCUGACACAGAGAAUCAUAUGCCUCUUGGGUCCCAGAAACCAUUCCGUGCACCAAAGUCCAAGAACAGACGACAAAAAUCAUCAUUAGAUGAGGAUUCUGCAGAGCAAGCGGAAGAAGAACAGUCCUCGGAGUCCAAGAAGAAACCUCGCAAGACAGAAUCCAAGGGCAAAGCAGCCUUGCCUCCUCUUGACGAAGAGGUUGCUGAGCCUUCCGUGGAAGUGGAUGCCGAAGAGGACGAAAUUCCUGCCGAACCAUUGCCAAAGAAGUCGCGUAAAGCGAAAUCGAAGGCUAAAGUUCAAUCGUCACAACCCGGUGAUGAGGAGCGUGCCUUGGAGGCCGACUUGGAGGAGGAGCAACGACAAUCCUCAAAGUUGAAGAAAAAUAGCCGCAAAUCCAAGCCAAAGGCCAAAGUCGUGUCGCCCCCGGGUGAUGAGGUCCCUGAGACCAACCCGGAAGCCGAUCUUGAGCAAGAGCAACAAGCACCUCCGUCUAAAAAGAAGCCGCAGAAAUCGAGAUCAAAAUCCAAAGCCAAAGUCUCGGCGCUUUCUGAAGAACGAGUUGUAGAUUCCGAUGCUGACGAAGAGCCGCAGCCAGCACCGACAUCUUCGGUGAACAAACCCCGUAAGUCGAAAUCCAAGCCCGACGUCGAGCCGCCACGAUCUGAUGGAGAGGAGAAAUCCGAAGAAAUUAGCCCAAAGAAAAAGAAGAGCAAGAAGCUUCGGGACCGCAUGGAGGAUCAAGAAGAGGAAGAGUCUAAAGAAGCUGUUGAAGGCUAUGGAUUUGCAGCUGACAUGUCCGAUAACAUGUCUGACGACGAUAUAGAUGAUGUUAUGGAGCAACUUAAAUCAGCAGCGAAGCUCAAAAAUCACAAGCCAAAGGAUGCAGACGCUACCAGAGUCAAGGAAACGGCUAUUCAUCAGCAAUACCUCUCUGUGAAUAAUGAUGAAGAGGUCAUUGAUGCUUCGCAAUUUUCUGAGACUGAGGAACAACCCGAGAUCAAUGGCCAUGUUCAGCAGGAUGUCGAAAUGGUGGAGGUUGAUGAUAAGCCUCAGAUCAAUGAUCAUAUCAGUGAGCAAGCAUCGGAUGCGCCAAUUGAGGAGGAUACCCCUCGUAUCAACGGUCACACAAACGAGGAGGAUUCAGACGUACCGGAUGAGGAAGAAGACGGUGAUGUCGCUCAAAGUUCUGACGACGAACCUGUUGUAAAUGGCCAUCAAAGUGCAGACGAAUUUGAGACAGCACCCCAGGAGCUUGUUUCUCCGUCAAUCUCUGCACACGAGGAGGAGCUUCCCGUUAAUGGCCACUUGGGUGAGAGCGAACCCGAACUGGCCUCCCCAGAAGUAUCUGAUGUCGAAGAGAACCCACGAGAAGACGGGAUGAUCAAUGGUAACACUGCCGAAGACUACUCUGACAUUGACGAUGACAGCAAUAACUUCGGGUACAAGGCUAGUUUUGAAGAUAGUGACACGUCGGAUUACGAUGCUGGCGAACAGCCACGAAAUGCAACCACCACUUUUGAGAAUCGACAUGAUCCCGAGAAAAUGGACAUCGACCCUCCCGUACUCGAAGUACCCAACAAUCGAGCCCAGGAUCUUUCUAUUAGGCUGCAAGCUUCGCAAGCUAUGCAAGCUAUUCCAAUCGGAUCCCCUAGUCCUUCCGCAUCUGUAGUAGUCAAAGUUGAGGAUCUCUCUGACGCGACCUCCCCCUCUAGUCCUUUUGACUCGGAUGACCAUCUCGAUGACCUUGGCGACAACCUCGUCGAAGAGCAAGAAGCCAAAAUAGCGUUCCUAUAUCCAGAAGCGAGUGAUGAGGAGGACGAUCAAGUAAAGUCAAACCAUGAAGUCGAAGCCAACGAAAUGGACCACGAAGAGGCUGAUGAGAGUGACAAUGAGCCCGAGCAUCUGGAAUAUAAGCGUCACGAGGUCCAACAUGAGCAAAUGUCGCAAGAAUUCGAUGAGGAACCAGCACAGAUAGAAGACGCUGAAUCUGAUGGGGAGCUUAUUUAUGACGGAUUUGCAGACCAACAAGGGGACAUAGCUGGCGACAAUGCAGAUGAUGAACUUGACGAAGGAUUUGAUGAGGGACCCAUAGUUGAAGACCAGCUAUUCGAGGAAUCUGCAGUAAAUGCUCCAACUGAGGAGGGUGAAAUUGAAUCAACCGACCAAGACCGAGGAGCCGUUACACCUGAGCCAGUCGUAUCCCGGACCUCUCUUAGUCCUGAUCUCGAUACCCCUACUCGACCAGCUGAUGAUCCUACACGUUCCAUCAGUCCCGACCUCGACACACCAGUUAAAGGCGACGGCCGCACACCAAGGGAGUUUCGCAAGCGAGUCAAGAAGAUCAACUACGAUGAUGCUGCAGCUUUAGUCGAAGAAGUGGUGGAAUCUUCUGACGAUGACACCGUUCAACCCAAACGUGAGAAAGACAGGAAAUCGGCCGUUGCAGAGAGCGCCUACGGACACGAUUAUGUCAAUAGCUUCCCAUCCUUCCACGGUUUCGAGAGCCUUAAUCGGAAUCAUGAACGACCGGUUACGCCCCAUGAGAGGAAGAGACGUGAGAGUGAGAGCUCGAGUGAUUAUAGUAUUCCCGCUGAGGCUACACCGUUGCAUGUUCGAGCGGAGAGGGCGUGGGGUGAUGAGGAGGAGUAA